This is a messenger RNA of Amphibalanus amphitrite, 1706 nucleotides long. RefSeq lists its product as uncharacterized. The transcript has 6 exons. The record is from RefSeq and is a predicted model, not a curated record. NCBI's taxonomy places the organism in Eukaryota, Metazoa, Arthropoda, Thecostraca, Balanomorpha, Balanidae. Bases 158 to 883 code for a protein of 241 amino acids.
CGCACAGGGCCGUCAGUCGCCGCCGCCGUCUCCGCCCCGUCACACCCGACUCGGUCCGCAGCUCCAGCCAGCCGCAUCACUCGGUGUCAGCGCAGUCGGCCUCGACAGACCCGGGCGGUCGACUCUCGUCUGAACUCCGUCCCUGCGAGUGGCCAGCAUGUCGAUGGCGUGGUUACCAGCGCGGGGAGCGGCGCUGCUGCUCGCGGCCGUCUGUGUCACCCUGCACGCCACCUGUGCCAUGGAAAAGGACUUUUGGAAGCCGGAGCCGCUCUACCGACCGGUGCGUGCUGCCGAGAACAUCACGCGCGCGGCCCGCCAGCGGCGCACCGCUGACCUGGCGCUGGCCAUCCCCGACGGCGCCGUGAUCGGCAUCCUGCCCAAAUUCGGCUGGCUUCUCUACGAGGGACACAGCCACGAAGAGCUGGACUUCCGCCUGGAGACGGAGUUUUUGUACCGUUUCCCGCGCUCCAGGGCGUCCAAGGUGGGUCUGGAGCGUGCCGACUACUUUGGCGAGGAGACGGGCAACUACUGGGAGUCUCCCCACAUCCUGCAGCGCAAACGGCGCGAGGUGCGCGACAACCGUAUCAUCCGCGACAAAAAGAUGAUCUACAAGGGCAUGAUGAACAUGUUCCGCAGGUUUGGUAUGGACGGUAAGCUGUGUCUGAUGAAGACGGUGUGCGAAAUCUCGUCGUCGCCGCUGCUGUUCGAUGGCCUGGUGGGAGAGCUGCUCAACAUCGCACUCAUCCCGAGUCACAAGCUGGGUUCCGGCCCCGGCCUGGACGACUACAGGGACGCAGAGAAGCUGGGCGCCGAGGGCGGCGACUGCGCGGCCGCCUACUCCGAGUGUCCAGUGUCGCUGUUCCGCAGCCGGAAAAUCGCGUAACGUCGCACCGUAACGCGUCACGGCGCCGGUACAAAGUGUUGUUACGGUGUCACGGUUGUUACGGUUGUUACCGUGUGACGGGCUAACCUGUACGACACAGAGACGCCAAGUUGUUACAAUGCUUUGCUCAGCUAGUUGUUGAAACUAAUUGUUACGAUGUUUUGUUGCUAGUAAAUAGGUGUGCGCUGUUGUUCGCAUUCCGUUUAACGGGAAUGAGUAUGUUAUGAGAGUCGUCCAGCAUAUGUCGUGGCUAUUUAUUUCUUUCGCUUGCUCUUUGUGACCAGACUUAUUCGGAGGCAUCUGGGGCCCACGGACGUCUCGACAUUCCAGUGCGCUGUCAAGUCGUAUUGAUUGCGUCGCGUUUAAUGACUACCCGGAGUUGUUUGUUUAUGGUGCGUUCGGUUCAAAGUGAGCCGCCUUACCCAUGCGUGACGCGUUGAGCCAUCCAUUUACGGUCACGUAAGAAUGGCCAGUCUAUCCGGGCCUGCUGUUCUUGUGACUGUCAGGACGUUUCUCGGGGGAGGGCGGCACUUUCAGUCUGCCUUCCAGGGACCGUCCUCAGCAAAACGGCGCUCUGAAAAUCAACAACGUCGUGGCCUCCGAUGCAAUCCCAAAAGUUUGUUAACUGUACCGAUUUUGGGACAUUUCUCGAUGAACUUUGAAGUGCCAAGCACAAUGUAAAAAAAAAAAAAAAAAAAAACACGAGUGUGGUGACCUCACCCAGCACCAUCUUUGGGCUGACACAGUGUUACUGAUGUUAAAUGUCAUCAUGUUGUUAAUGUUAUCAUAUGUCAUCAAUAACAAUACAUAUGAAUACACUUUC